Messenger RNA from Cinclus cinclus, 2207 nucleotides. It is a transcript of the gene IL17RC, whose product is annotated as interleukin 17 receptor C. Lineage: Eukaryota; Metazoa; Chordata; Aves; Passeriformes; Cinclidae. The transcript has 17 exons. The record is from RefSeq and is a predicted model, not a curated record. The coding region runs from base 29 to 2194 and encodes 721 amino acids. Gene Ontology annotation, molecular function: interleukin-17 receptor activity.
CGGGGCACCCCAAGGCCCCGGCCCCACCAUGCACGCACUGGGGCAGCUCUUGUUGAUGCUGGUGGUGGGGUCGGCGGGUGGCCGUGAGGACCCCCGGGACACCCUGGCCUGCUCCCAGGGCCUCACCUGCCGCCUCUUGGAUACCGAUGUGCUCUGCGGGACAGAGCCCCCAGGGUCCAGGCACGGGCUGGCCCUGGCUCGUCUGCGGCUGGAGCCGGCGCUGCGCUGCACCGAGCCAAUGGCCUGCGUGCCCUGCCUGGAGGCACAUGUGCGGCUGGCCUUGCCACUUGCCACCAGCACUGCCACCGAGUCCCACCUCUCGGCGCAGCCUGGCAUCUCUGGGACAGAGGAUAGUGGUGAUGGGGGACAGUGGUCACCAGCGACUGGGGCCACCUCCUCCCAGCCCAACGUUACUGGUCUGUUGCUUCUCUCUGGGCACGCGUACACCUCAUCCCGCUGUGUGGCCGUGGAGGUCUGGGCACCCUUGGAUCCCACGCUGCGUGGCCGAACUAUGGGUUGGGUGAUCUUCCGGUGUUUCGAGGCACCGCUGGGCUCCAAACUCCACGUCUCAGCAUACAUGAACUCACAGGGCCGACAAAGGCUGAGCCAGCAGCAGCGGGUGCCAGACUGUUUGUGGCCUGCGGCACAGGCUUCUGUCCCCCAGUGCCAAGUGCCCAGGCUGCGGGUCUCCCCGGGGCAGAAGGAGGUGGUUGUGGAAGUGCAGGGGGCUGCAGUAGGGCUCAGCUACACACUCCGGCUCUACCACAACCAUAGCCAUGGCACCAGUGGGCCGGGGCGUGCAGUGACCAUGAGCAGUCCCAUGAACUAUGUCCUGCCCGCUGAUGAGGUGUUGCCCUGCCUCUGCCUGCAGGUCUGGCCGGAAACCCAAGACCCACUACGGGCCACCCUGUGCCCCUUCUCUCAUGAUGUUGAGGCCUGGGAGCGCCUGUGGGCACAGAGCCGGCUGGUCUUGCACAUCAAGGGGCAGGUGCUGACCUGCUCCCUCUCAGCCCCCUGCGACCUCCUGGCUGAACUGGUGCCCUGCUGGCAGCCAGUGCCCUCUGGGCCCUGCCAACCCCUCCCUGGCCUGCAGCAGCCUGCUGGGGGGCAGGGACCCCAGGAGUUUGGAGGGCUCCGGCCACACCCCAACCUCUGCGUGCAGGUGUGGAGCAGUGGUCAGGUCCGGCUGACCCAGUGCCUGCGGGACCGAGCACUGCCUGGCCGCCCUGAUGAUCUCCUACUGCUGGAGCAUGGGGGGAAUGCCUCACUGUGUGCCAUGGAGUGGGGUGCCUGCACACCCCUUGCCAGCUUCACCAGCACGGGAGCAGGGCACCCUGGGCUGCUGGAGCAGGAUCUGCAGCAGGACAUGGCAGGGGGGCAGUGCCAGCAGCUGUGGCACCCAUCAAACAGCACUGGGGUUGUGUUCUGGGCCUGUCCUCUGCACAAAUACCUGCGUACCCACUGGGCACUGGUGUGGAUGGGGGUGCUGCUGGGGGCCACCUGUCUCCUGCUGCUGCUCUUGAUGAAGAAGGAGGAUAUGAAAGGAUGGCUCAAAUCCCUGAGGGCUGGCUCCUAUGGCUCCAAGGGUCCGCUGCAAGGCCGGCGAGCACUGCUGGUGCACGCAGCAGAACCGGUGGCGGAGCGGGUAGCCUGUGCCUUGAUGGCAGCUCUGCACUCACUGGGACUGACGGUGGUGGCAGCACCGGGGGGUGGCAGCGGGGUUGCGGCUUUGGGGCCACUGCCCUGGCUGCACGCCCAGCACCACCGGGCACUGCGUGACAGUGACAUCAUCGUCCUCCUCCUCUCCCCGGCAGCCGUGGCUGCUGCACACCAGUGGGACGCCGGGGGCAAGGUUGUGCCAGAGUCCGGGGCUGCUGAAAGCAGCCUUGGGCCCUGGCACAACCCUGACCCUGAUGAUGUCCCCACGGUGGCACCCUGCGAGGUGUUUGCAGCAGCUCUGUCCUGUGCCAUGCCAGUGCUGAUGGUGGCCAGUGGGCACUACGUGGUGGCCUGGCUGGAGGCCUUGGUGCCAGCAGUGCCCCCAGCGCUGCGGGCAGCCCCUGCCUUUGCACUGCCCAGCGAGAUGGAGGGGUUCUUGCAGGCACUGGCAGGCCCAGCUCGGCAGAGGGGCCGCUGGCUACAGCCAUACGUGGCUGCAGUGGCCGAGGCUCUGGAGCGGGCAGUUGGAGAAUAAAGGGGUGACAGUG